This is a messenger RNA of Marasmius oreades (fairy-ring Marasmius), 1740 nucleotides long. RefSeq lists its product as uncharacterized. Gene Ontology annotation, molecular function: FAD binding. Lineage: Eukaryota; Fungi; Basidiomycota; Agaricomycetes; Agaricales; Marasmiaceae. The coding region runs from base 1 to 1740 and encodes 579 amino acids. The transcript has 9 exons. The record is from RefSeq and is a predicted model, not a curated record.
AUGGCUCCUGGACCCCGACCUUCUACAGCUCCAGAGGUGCUUGUAGUCGGUGCUGGCCCUUCGGGACUGGUAGCAGCAUUAUCACUCUUACGAAACGGCGUCUCCGUCCGCAUAAUCGAGAAGGAUCCAAGGCAUAGGUUAGGUCAGAGAGGAGCAGGAAUCACACCAAGAUCAUUGGAAGCUUUCAAAGCUCUUGGAAUGAUAGACCGGUUGAUGGACCGAUCCAUCCCCAUACCUAUGCUCAAGAUUCACGAUCUAUAUGGAGGCCUAGCGGGCGGGAAAAUCUAUGAAAUGUCUCCGUUCACCUUGCCCACACCCAAUGUUCCAUUUCCUAACAUUAUGUGUUUAGGGCAAAAUAGCCUCGAGGCACUUCUAAGGGAGGAAUUGAACAACUGUGGCGUUCCUGUAGAGCAUGGGACGGAAUUAAUCACUUUUUCGCAAUCCGCCGAUAGUGUUUGUGUCAAGAUAUCCAAAAAUGGGAUGCUUGAGCAGGCAGAGUACUCCUGGUUGGUCGGGGCUGAUGGUGCAAGGGGUGUAGUACGCAAGAUUCUUGGACUUACUUUCCUGGGGGAAACGAGCAACAUGAAUAACAUAUGUGUUGGAGAUUUGAUAGUGCAUGGGUUGGAUUCUCAGUUUUGGCAUAUGUGGGGUGAAGCAUCCACCAAUAUGAUAAGUUUGCGUCCUACGGAGGCAUUGCCACUCUUCAGCUUCAUCUUGUCUGGAAAAGACGUUGACCGAGAGCGACUGAUAUCAGAGGAGGGGUGUAUUCAACGUUUUAUUGCUGAUAAUAUCUCGGCGCCGGAACUUGAAUUCGGUGCUGUUACUUGGAAAUCCACAUACAGACCUAACGUCCGGAUGGUAAAUAAAAUGGGUGAAGGCAGAGCAUUUUUGGUCGGAGACGCCGCGCACGUACACAGCUUUACUGGUGCUCAAGGCAUGAACACAGGAGUUCAAGACUCCUUCGCUCUAGGAUGGAAACUCGCUCUCGUGCAUAGGGGUCUCUCUCCACCUUCUCUGUUGGCGACAUACGACGAGGAGCGUCUACCCGUGAUAGCGGAGAUGCUCAACCAAACGACCAGCCUACUCAACAAAAACCUUCGAGGUCAAGCUAAACCUUCUUCCUGGAGAAGAGACGGCAAUCUAUUUCAACUGGGUAUCAACUGUCGGUGGAGCAGUCUUGUUCUCGACCAGGGCAGAGAUGAUGGGCAGGUACGGGAAGCAAGUAGCUCUACCGGAUAUCCGAUCGAUCUAUACGGGGGAAACGAUGGCGACGGAGACAAGACGCUCAGAGCUGGUGAUAGAGCACCUGAUGCCGCUGGGUUGAGACUCGUUCAUGCGACCUUUCAUGGUAAAAACAGAGGAGAUCCCCAGCAAUGUCGACUUUUCGAUAUCUUGGACGCAGCUAUUCACACCCUCCUCUUAUUUAACUCUGAUUCGGAUCGACUCGCGUCGAUACUUGAUGUACUAGAAGAGUACCCAGAAGGUGUUAUCAGGACGGCAAUGGUAGUCCGGGGGGGCGAAGUCGUUGUCUUUUGUGGCGAACAACCAGAUUUUAUUCUGGAGGAUGGGGAAGAAUAUGCCUACACGACGUAUGACCUGGAAAAUGGAUGUGACAUCGCCGUAAUACGACCAGAUGGGAUUUUGGGAGCUAUUGUGAAAGACAAGAGUGGUCUGAGGGAGUAUUUUGGCCGCUUAUUCGUACAUUGGCAAUCCACUGAAGCACCCGCGAGUGGUGUAUGA